CGAAGGCGACAAGCUCUACGGGCGUGGCACGACCGACUGCCUCGGCCACGUGGCGCUCGUCACGCAGUUCUUUAUUGAGUUGGCCAAGCAUCAAGUCGUGACGCAGAAGACGAUCUCUUCCGUCAUGAUCGCGUCGGAAGAGAACAGCGACAUCCCUGGCGUCGGCGUCGAGAACCUCAUGGAGACGGGCAAGAUCGACUUUCUCAAGAACGGCCCGGUCCUCUGGAUCGACUGCUCGGACAGCCAGCCCUGCAUCGGCACAGCCGGCGUCAUCACGUGGUCGCUGCGCGCCACGGGCAAGCUCUUCCACAGCGGCCUGCCCCACCUCGGCAUGAACGCGCUCGAGAUGGCCAUGGACGCCGUGAACGAGCUCCAGAAGCGCUUUU
Molecule: messenger RNA, 386 nt
Organism: Saprolegnia diclina VS20
Lineage: Eukaryota; Oomycota; Saprolegniomycetes; Saprolegniales; Saprolegniaceae
Product: acetylornithine deacetylase
Exons: 3
Molecular function (GO): hydrolase activity
Source: RefSeq, a predicted model, not a curated record